Messenger RNA from Sphaeroforma arctica JP610, 486 nucleotides. RefSeq lists its product as hypothetical. Bases 1 to 486 code for a protein of 161 amino acids. The record is from RefSeq and is a predicted model, not a curated record. The transcript has a single exon. NCBI's taxonomy places the organism in Eukaryota, Ichthyosporea, Ichthyophonida.
AUGAUACCAUAUUAUGAGUUAAUAGACAUCUUGCCAUCAGAUAUUUGUGACUACUUCAAUAAGUUGGCCUAUGGGACGGAAGAUCCAGGACCAGAAGACUUCCCUACACAUCGUAGGAAAGCUGGCUUAGAAUUCAUGAAAAAAUCGAUAUCUAAAUUUAUGCCACGUAAACGCUUGGAGUGGGAUCCAGUGGGAAUGAAAGGGAAUCCAACUCGUUCUGGAGAGGUAAAUGACUUGCUCAAAGCGAUCAAACGUUUUGAGACAAGAGGUGAAGGAAAAGCGGCCUUCUCCAAACGACCCCUAGAGUUCGAUGAAAUUAUGUCUAUUCUAACGACCAACAUCGAAAAUACUGCUUUCCAGGAUAGCGGGCUACAUGGUUUAUGGGCAUGGACUUUCCAGUUGAUAUGUCGUGUAGAUGAUGCGACGAAUAUCACAUACAGUAAUCUAAAAUACAACGAAGACCAUCCUGAUGAGGUUUUUUCUUGA